ACUUUUGUUACCCACCACACUUUCAAGACACUUGACACCAAAGAUACCUCUGCAACAGCAUACCAGUACUUCAGCUGAGCUGCCAAUCGAUCAACAAUCUCUCGUCAGGGCUUGUAAAGUAGCCAGACCGACAGCUCUCGGUGGCGUUGAAUUCGUUGUUUAGCUUGCCCAUUGUUAUACCGGUAGCUUGCCCAUUGAUUGCUCUCGUCCCGCCACUGGUCCAGUGCGCGUUGCAGUAAGAUAAUUGGAGACGAUGACGCGACGGUAUGACCUGUUCGGUUGGCCAGUACUGGUCUUGCUACUAUGCACAACGGCAAGUUCCAGUAGUGUGAACCCCAAUUUUAGCAAGGUUCCAUCAGCCUGGGCAGUUCGCAAGGGAUGGAAUCUACAAAUCCACCAUUAUCCAACCACGGGGGUAGCCUUGACAGUAAGAGGUGGUGCCAGUGAUGCUACUGGUAGAGAAGAUAAUAGCGACAAUCCACCAAAAACUCCACCCGAUGGCAAAAAGAAGAAGAGCCAAAAAGGAGCCACCGAUAACGAAUUGACAGACAACGAAGUUGACGAGGAAGAAGAUGAGGAUAAUUGGCAUGAUGCUCAAGAAGAGGAAGAUAUUGAUGACAUUGCAGCCCUGGAAGAGGAAGAAGACGAAGAAGAGCCGGAAGAGUGGGUAGAGGUAUUCGAUUCUGACCAAGAAGAUAACGAAGAAGAAGAGGAUGAUGAUUUCGUCAAGGUAGAAUCCACUGCUACCCCUCUUGUCGAUGACGAGGAAGAAGAGGUAGAAGAAGUUUCCUUGGCAGAGGUACUGGUAGACGAAGCCAUUGAGGAUACCUCCAUCGCAUUAGAUGUCAGCAACGACAAUGACGACGAUCAGGAAGAAGAGUCGUUUGUCGAUGCCUUGGAGGAUAUCGAAGAACAAGUUGAGGAGGACAUUAUCGAUGACAUUGAUAGUGUCCUCGUCACUUCCUCACUUUCAACAGCGCCUUCCAUCAAUACAGAUGACGAAAGUUCCUCUGCCAGUGUCGAUCGCAUGGAUCUGGCCGAUGCGUAUGACGUCGAGGAGGAGGAAGAAGAAGAAGUUGAGGGAGCCGUUCUGGUCACUGGAGACGAAGACGAAGAAGAUACCCAGCAAUCCACCAGCCCAGCAGCGCCUCAAGAAAUUGCACCCGGUGGAGGAGGUACCGACGACGAUACCAAUGUCGAAACAGCAACAGAAGAACAAGUGGAAGCUGCUGCCGUGGGGGAAACCACACAAGAAAUCACACCGGAAAUGAAACAGGCCCUCCAGGCAUUGCGUUGGAGAAAGCGAGAAAUUAAACACAUGAGACCCGACAUUGCCGCCGCCGUCCUUCACAAACAAUUGCAAAGACCGAGGGAAGGGAUGCCGGCACUAUGGUACACGACAACACCCACCACCAAGACCGUGGGACAAUUGGGAAAGGUUCUCAAAACGGUAUUGGUACCAUUUUGUGUUGGGGUGGCCAUUUAUGCCGGAUCCGAAAUUGUGGAUUGGAACGAUUGUGGCAAGUCCCUUCAGACCAUGUCGUCAAAAGUGGCAAGCAGCAUUGUACCCAAACAGCCGGUAGUCGAAUCGCAGGCAGAAUCCACACCGCAAGAGGAAGAAGAAGAAGAAGACAGCAGCGAAUCGGUACCAGUGACCCCAGAAGCAGCCGUCACAGAAGAACAACCUGUAAAGGCCACCACAACAGCGGACGACCUACACCCCCAUAGCGUGAAACCAGGCUCGCAUCAAGUGGAAGAUGUACAGGAUCAUAGCUGGCUCGACAAAAUCAUUACCAAGUUCGAGAAUGCACUGAAAGCUAUAUGGAACAAAGAACUGUGAAGAUACUGUAGGUAAUUGAAGGAACUAUGUGUCGUACUACGGGUAGGUAGUCUUGUUGUAGUGUACGCAUAACGAAUGGAUGAUGGGUUAGUGAAGAAGUGUUUGUGGUUAUUCAUAGAACCGAAUCAGCCAGCUCAAGUUGAGUAAGGUACCUGUGCUUAUCUAGCUACGGUAGAGGCGAAACUUAUGGAUCACUAUAAUAAUCGAUGUAAGAUCAGAUCUUUAUCCAGC
Messenger RNA from Seminavis robusta, 2071 nucleotides. The record is from the annotation of a GenBank genome assembly. NCBI's taxonomy places the organism in Eukaryota, Bacillariophyta, Bacillariophyceae, Naviculales, Naviculaceae.